Messenger RNA from Zea mays, 3891 nucleotides. RefSeq names its product tubulin beta-7 chain-like. Gene Ontology annotation, biological process: microtubule-based process. Gene Ontology annotation, molecular function: GTPase activity; GTP binding; structural constituent of cytoskeleton. The transcript is spliced from 2 exons. The record is from RefSeq and is a predicted model, not a curated record. The coding region runs from base 166 to 951 and encodes 261 amino acids. NCBI's taxonomy places the organism in Eukaryota, Viridiplantae, Streptophyta, Magnoliopsida, Poales, Poaceae. Gene Ontology annotation, cellular component: microtubule.
CAAAACGAAUCAAUCUUCCGGUUGUUAUUGUAUUCCGGCGAUCACCUAAGAUUGCUCAUCUGCUCAUGUCGAUGACAUCGCGCCGAUCAAGGGCCGUGACAAGUGGUAUCAGAGCCGAGGAUAUCCUGGGUGGGGCGCGUGCGAGUCGCGUCCUUCUCGGCAGCCAUGAGGAAGAUCCUCCACAUCCAGGGCGGGCAGUGCGGCAACCAGAUUGGGGCGAUCUGCGACGAGCACGGGGUCGGCGCCACGGGCCGCUACGUGGGGAAUUCGGACCUCCAGUUUGAGCGCAUCAACGUCUACUACAACGAAGCCAGCAGCGGCCAUUUCGUCCCUCGUGCCGACCUCAUGGAUCUCGAGUCCGAGACCAUGGACUCUGUGCGCUCCAGCCCCUUCGGCCAGAUCUUCCACCCCGACAACUUCGUCUUCGGACAGUCCGGCGCCGGCAUCAACUGUGCCAAGGGGCACGACACCGAGGGCGCGGAGCUCAUCGACUCUGUCCUCGACGUCGUCUGCAAUGAGGCCGUGAACUGCGACUGCCUCAGGGCUUUUGACAUUACAGCUCCAGGAGGUGACGUGAUCUCUGGUGGUUUUGACGACUCUGCUAGUUGGAACAACAACAUGGUUUGGGUUGUUGACAACAGCGACGAUGGCCAUGGUUGCCACAACUGCGUUCCAGUUCUGAUUGAAAGUAUGGACUCUCUGGUGUUCAACGAAAUGCCGCUGGAGAGUGUGAUUUGGGAUGAGGAAGCCAAGCAUGGAGAUGUGGUGAACCUGGAAGGGAAGGGUGACCAGACGCACAACAAUUGCGAGCAGGGUGUUGUUCCUAAUGCUCCAUGGAAGUUGGGUGAUCCGUUGUUCAGUAAAGUGGGUCUAAAAGUGGCAUGGGAUGGGGAGAUGCAAUUUGAAUCUCAUACGCAUGAAGGGUUAUUGCUCAAGGUGGAGAAGUCUUAGAUGAAUCGGCUGAGAAGGAGGGUGAGGUGGUAGAUGAGACCAGCAGGUCUGAUGUACUGAGUGAGGCAGCUGCUAUGGUUAUGCAUGGUGGAAGCAUGGAGGAGCUUCUUCCUGCUAGUGCUGGCAGUGUGAUAGAGGAUAGCCUGGAGAAGGAGCAGAAUGAUACCAGUGAAGAAGAGGGGAAAUAUCUUGCAGUAUCUAAAGAAGGGGCUGAGAAUGAGGUGUUGCAGUUUCAGUUAGCAGACGAUGAAAUAAGGGAGGAUAAAGAUAACCAAACUGAAGCGAGAAAAGGGAAUACUGCUAAUACCUUGCAGUGUGACCUGUUAGACAGUGCGCUCGGCCUGGAGGAAAAGCAUGGCGAUGAAGAUGCAUCAAAAUCACAGACAUCCAACUCUGAUAGAAUAGGAUUCUUCAUUCCUGUCAUGUCUUUUAUGGGACACAAUGGUGAGGAAGGAAUUAAUAGCACACCAACUAAGGGACAUAUAUCUGAGGUAGAUCCUUCGGAAGUAUCAGGAACAACAUCUCCAAAAUUGCCUUCAAAUUCGGAAGAAGUCCAUGUAGCAGAAGAAAAGCUUGAUAGCUCUACCGAGACACCUGCAUCUAAGGUUGGUGAUGCUGAAUCAUCAGAAGUAUCACAAUCUACAGGACAUCCUUCAACAGUAGAAGACAUCCAGGUCCAUCAAGUUAGCAAACAUCCUGGUCCUAGUGAUGAAGUAGAGCCAAAUCAGCUUAGAGGGUCUGUUGGAGACUUACCUGAGGGUAGUGCCUCGUCGGCGACUACCAAAAUACAUCAAUCAGGUGACACCGAGACAAGGGAAUCUAUUCAUACAAGAAUGGGAUUGGAAGAUACAUCUGAUAGGAAUAUUUUGCAGGCACAACUAGCAGAGUCUGCAUUAGAACCUGCUGAACCUGAAGAAUCUUUAGCAAUAGAAGAGGUUCUUGUAACUACAAGCAAUGAGGCGGAUAAAGAAUCAGCUGCUGUCAUUGAGGCUGUACCAGCCUUGUGUGAGACAACUGGUCCCAAGGAGGCUGCUGCUACUGAAAAAGCAGUGAAAGAGGUUGACAACAUUGUGAAAUCUUUGGAUGAAUUCACCUUCGAGGAGGGAGAAUCAAAGGAGAUGCAAAGAAGCAGCCGCAAGAUUAUGUUUCUGUUGAUAUUGUUGAUAAUAGAUUACUGCCUCAUUUGCCACACGGGUUUUCACAAAACAGUGAGCAAUAUAAGGUGGAGCAGUCCCCACAGAUUAUAUGUGAACAAGGUUCUACGCAUCCGGGCCAGUAUGAUGAGGAUACAUCUUUAUCUUUAACAGAUAUUCACAUGGGUGUAUCCUUCCAGAACUUACUGAUUCAAAGGCACCACUUGGAUUUCUAUUCACCAAUCAACGUAAUUUUUGAAGCCUAUGCAGCAAAGUUCGAUUCAUCUAGCGGUUCUUUUGCACAAAGGAAUUCCAAAUUGCUGAAGGAAACUGUGAACAUGCAACCUGAGCAGGCUGACUAUUAUGUCGUUCGCAAUCACAUUGUAGUGCUCUGGUGUUCUAGUCCUUGCACUAAUGCUGAUGAGUAUCACGCCAUUGUUGUUGCUGCUGAUUUUGGAGACAUCGUUUUCAACCAGUUUUUGGACAAAGUUUGUCGGUUGAGACAGGUGGUUGUAGAUGUUGCACCACAUGGUGUUGAAGUGACGUUAGGCAUGGCACUUGCAGCAUUCCGGGCAGCACGUGGUGUUGCAGCUAAGCAUGAAGCGAAAUUGUUUCUGGACUGGCAUUUGGAAAUCUGUGUAUGCUAUUGCUGCCUCCCUUACUGAUCUCUCCAUGGCCUUAUGGGAUCUGUAUGAUCCAUACGAAGUGAGCAGAGACCACUGCUAUGUUCCUGGUGGCAGUUCUCAUUUUGUUCGUGCAUUUACUAAUGGAAUCUUGAUAGUCUACGGCAGAACGUACCAAGGAAACAAUAUGGAGGUGAUGAGUGGGUGCACGGUGAUAAGAUGGCAUUCCAUGGUGAUAUGGUCCUACGGUCCCUCUUGGCAUGCUUCUUCUUUGGAUAACUAGACCUUGGGAUCCAGGCAUUUUGUCUGCAUUGCAUGUCAGUGUUGCUUGGGGACAAGCAACGCUUUGACGGGGCGGUAAUGUAACAUCCGGCCAAUGUUAGAGAUUGCACAUACAAGUACUAGUGAGUACGUAUUUGAAUUUGUAAUGGUGGUGGGCCGUACCGGGCCGUAGUGGGCUAUACCCAUGACAUUAGUAUAAGUAUGUUGUAAGACUUGAGGAAGGGGCAUCCAAGAAAUACCAAAACCAAAACGAAUCAACCUUCCGGUUGUUAUCGUAUUCAUCGAUCACCUGAGAUUGCUCAUCUGCUCACGUCGGUGACGCCGCGCCGGCCAAGGCCGAGCCCGUGAUAGAGGACGGUGGUGGCCACGGUCCUGGAGCGACUCGGUGACGGGAUCUGGAAGUUGGCACAGAGGAGCGAGGAAAGGCCGAGCCCGAGAAGCAUCGUCGAGGACACAACCGGCAUGUGGUGGUCUUUUUGGUCGGCGGCGUCGUGGGCAGCUGGUUGUUGCCGUCGAAGCUCGAAGAAGCCUCGAUUCGUCGAAAGGUUGCAAAGUGGACAUCCCCUAUUUCUAUAGUUUCAUGUUUCAUGCAUAUGAUGGUCAGACUUGUGUCCAAUAUAUUUUGCAAACCUGAAAUGUCAACUACAUUUUGGAGACAUCCGUCAAGAAUAGCACAGCAUCCUGUUAGGUGUCUUCAGAAACUGGAAUGCAGACACUGCCCAUAGUUGUUGGAUACUUGGGGCUUGUGGUAGUAAUGGCAACUUUUAGAUGACUUAUUUUUUUCAUACGAUGUCUAAAUACUUGCAGACACACUGUCCAUUGUUUGAGGUUUUAGAGAUGUUAGCAAAACAGUUUUUUCCUCAAUGAGUUGGGCUCUGUUUCGGACUCCUACUGUUCUGUUA